AUAGCCGUAUGGGUCCUCGAUUCUUACUGUACCCAGGUGGGAGACGCACCUCAAACGCUCAUCUGGCUCCCCGAUCCGAAAAGAUCCCAUAACACUCUCCAGAUCUCUAAUAAUUCACUCCUCGGCACACUUUCCGAACUGCGGACACUACACGGCACUCCGCUUAUAGGACCACAAAACACCCACGCACCGUACCUCAACCUUUCCACUCACCAGAUCCUGAUACAACCCGCAACAGCAUACCCUCCUGCACUACCACGCGAUCCACACCCCCACUCGCUCUCCAUCAUGCCACGGCGGAUGUCAGCGGCGGCCUCGGCAGCCAACUUGGGCGGCAAUCUGGGCGACGGCCGAAAAGCUUAUACGUCGUAUUUCAAUGCGACAGGACAUCCCUCUACGCCUUAUACGACUUAUGUGGACAGGCUCUUUCAAGAAACGAUGCACAAACUUGGCAAGCGCAACACAGACAAAGAAAACAACGAAUUUGUCGUUACCCCCGCCUUAUGUCGAGAAGCGGCACUGACAGCCUCAGUAACACCCAAACCCAACCACGCAUCCGCCAAAUCACGAAGACCGCCAACGCAACCGGAUGACGAAUGCCUCCGCUACACAACCCGCCAAAACCUACCCCCACGCGCAAAGUACAACCAGCCUGUCACCGCCGCGCAAAGCUACGGGUGGGAAAGCGCUCCAUUCAUAACGACACAAACACCCUUCUCCUACCGCCCGCGCCGCACGACGGAGGUGACGACGACGUAUGGGCCCAGUACAUCGAUUUUUAGUCCGAGGGCGAGGGGAGAGGGUGGUGGGUUUGGCAGUGCGGGCGCGGGGGUCGGUGGUGGGAGGGUCAGGGUGCGGUGAGCUAGCGGGGGACAUACGAUGGAGAGUGAGAUUAGAAAGGAGUGUUGGAUUGAAUAGGGAAUGUAUGGUUCGCAGUUUGCCUGGGGCGUAAUUGUGACGAUAGAGGCGCGGUGUCGUGCAAGAGAAUGUA
Fimicolochytrium jonesii is the source of this 991-nucleotide messenger RNA. RefSeq lists its product as uncharacterized. The record is from RefSeq and is a predicted model, not a curated record. Lineage: Eukaryota; Fungi; Chytridiomycota; Chytridiomycetes; Spizellomycetales; Powellomycetaceae. The coding region runs from base 289 to 861 and encodes 190 amino acids. The transcript is spliced from 5 exons.